AUGUCACACUCCUAUAAAUUUGCCGUGCCUCAGGGAAUCGAACUGGACGACGGUAUCCGGGCAUUCUUCGAGGAGUUCUACAGGACGAGUGAUACGCCGGAUGCACAUGACAAGUAUGCGGAUUCGUUAACUGCCGACGCGGAUUUUGUGAUGGCUAGUAAGAGGGCGAAGGGGAGAGAUGAAAUCCUAGCCAUCCGCAAAGGCAUGUGGGCAACAGUCGCUUCGCGUCUCCACACACCAGUCAAGAUCUUCUCAUUUGGACCUGGAGCAGAUGAGCUCAUGCUCUACGGGACGGUCAAGUAUGUUUUGAAAGAUGGGAGAAAGGCCGAGGUUGAGUGGGCGGCUCGAGCAAAGAUGGCGAAGGUUGAUGGGCAGUGGAAGAUGAGUUUCUACCAGGUGUAUUUGGACACUGCCGCAAUGCAGAAUGCCAAGUAG
Cadophora gregata is the source of this 435-nucleotide messenger RNA. RefSeq lists its product as uncharacterized. The record is from RefSeq and is a predicted model, not a curated record. Bases 1 to 435 code for a protein of 144 amino acids. NCBI's taxonomy places the organism in Eukaryota, Fungi, Ascomycota, Leotiomycetes, Helotiales, Ploettnerulaceae. The transcript is spliced from 4 exons.